Molecule: messenger RNA, 558 nt
Organism: Colletotrichum lupini
Lineage: Eukaryota; Fungi; Ascomycota; Sordariomycetes; Glomerellales; Glomerellaceae
Exons: 1
Coding region: 1-558 (185 amino acids)
Source: RefSeq, a predicted model, not a curated record
AUGUUAUCCUCAAAGUUCUUCCGAGGUCUUUGCGCCCUCCUCAUCGUCCUCCUCGGGGCCAACUUCGCCACGGCCUCCCCAGUCGCCGUCAACGCGGAUCUAGCCGCCCGCGCCCCGGCCACAGAAGACACCUCCGUCGCCGCCCGCGCCUCAGGCGGCGGCUGGUGCUGGCCCUUCUGCAACCCCUUCAACCGCGGCCUCGCCAACGUCCCGAACCGCUUCGACUUCCGCCCGCCCGCGUCGACGGCCCGCCCGCAGUACUUUGAUACCCCGGACAACCAAGUCACCCUCCGCGCCGAGACGCAGACUACGGGCGCCGUUCUGGUCACCGUCUCGGUCGGUACGCGGUACACCCUGCCCGCGCACUCUGAGAUCAACGUGCGGCUUCUGGUGCGGGGCACGCACAUUGAUUUCAACCACGCUAAUCUGGAGUUUGGGAGCGAGACGGCGGUGGUGAGGAUUACGCCGGAGCAGGCUGCUGCUUUCAGGACUGGCGAGAGGAGCGAGGAUGGGUCUUUCAAGAUUACGCUUUUGUAUAAGUUGGGUCAGGACUUGUGA